AUGAGUGCUAAUGAGGCAUUGGCGCCCUUUGAAAUUGAAUACACAAGGCUUUAUGAAUCCUUGUACAAAGCCCAUAGAAAUGAGAAGGAACUAUCAGAACAAUGCAUGCUGCUUAAGAAUGAAAUUGUGGAUAACACGCAUAAAAUAAAUGAACUAAAAAAAACAGUACAAGCUUAUCAGGACGAUAUAGCUCGAUUGAAACAGGAAGUCACAAAAAUGACGAAAUUAGCCGAUGCGGCACACGCGCGCGAGCAAAAUACACAGGAGAUGAUUGAGAAUUUGCGACUAAAUAUUACGAAAUUGGGUCUAGAAAUCGAGCAAAAGAAUAAACAACUAGCAGUCGAGAAAGACAUCACCGUUAACAAAAAAAGGGACAAUCUUUUGAAAGAAAGGGAGAUACUCAUUGGCGAGCUGGAGACUAUGCGACAACGCAUGAAAAAUAUGUCCACUUACGCAGAGGAACUUGAGCAAAAAAAUAACGAAGUCAAUCAACGAAUGACAGAGAUGCAGGAAACCAUUGGCAUGCAACUGAAUGAAAUUUCGCGAGAAAAAGGUGUCCGAGAGAGAUUGGAAAUUGAGGUGCGACAACUUCAGGAAGAAAUCAUUAUAAAAAAGAACGAACUGGAGGUUGCGAACGUAUCUAUUGAGGCAAGUGCGAAUAACCUAACAAGAUUAGAAAGUUUGAUAAAAGAUCAAAAAAUAACGGACGAGAAACUGCGAAAGGAAAUAAGCAAGCUGAUGCUAAAGAAAAUGAAUCUGCAAACUGAUUUCGACAAUGCAAAUGCUGAGAUAGAAAAACUGGAAAAUGAAAUUUCCGAAAAAGGAAAGAAGAUAAGAGACAUCAAAUAUGAACUUAACAGAGAUGGAAAGAAACAAGAAUUGAAGGAACCAUUAAAAGAACACAUCCAAGAAAUAAAAGAGAAUAAAACGACAGAUAAAAACACUGACGGAGAAGAGACAGAAGACAAAACGGAAGAGGAAGAAAGUGACAAUGAUGAUGAGCUAUCUAUCGAAAAGUGGUUGAGUGACUACAAGGAUCUAAGUUUUUUAUUCGAAUGGAACGAAUUGCAAAAGAUUAUUUAUGGUAAAAGACUCUUAAAAGAUUUAGCCAAGAAAUUCAUUACUUACGUGUCCAAUCCUGAACGUAGUUCUCCAGACGCUCUCCAGUCCCGUAUCAGGCCAGCCUUUUCGCUGCAUAUGGUUAUAUCAAUUACAUCUUGUAUUCUAGAGUCCAUGAAGUUUCAAUCCAGCCCACAAAAUGGUUUAGAGCAGCAGAUCUUAAGGACCUCCAGGGAAGCGCCGCAGAUCAGGGCAGCGAAAACAAAAGAGGACAGUGCCAAAUACAAACAUGAGAAAGAUUUAAUAGACAAACGAUUGCUGAAAGCGGAAUCUGAACAAUCUAAACUGAAGCGUGAAUUAAAGCAAACUUUAAUUGAUGUCAAGAAUGUUGAACAAGAUGCUCAAACCUGUCGCAAGGAACAAUUCGAGGACAAGCAACGAAUCAAAAAUCUGUUACGAGAAAAGACUAACAUUACUGUUAGCAAAGAGACCGCAUAUGAGCGAAUCAAGCGAUUAAAUUACGAACUAUUAUUAUGUGGACAUGGCAAAAAAAUGAUGGAACAUGAAUUGGAUACUCUGACACAAACCAUCAACGACAUGAAAACACAAAUGGAAGUUGUAGAAAAAGAAAGAGAUAGAUAUAGUACAGCAGUACAGGGAUUAGGACAGAAGUUGGAGAGACAAAUAAGCGACACUAAACAAAAACAAGUGGAGGUAUUAGAUUACAAAAAACGCUUGGCUGAUACCGAAAUCAAGUAUCGUCAACAUCAAAGUCUAUUCGAAGCUGUCCGUGCGGAGCGAAAUCUGUGUAAUAAAAGUUUGAUAGAGACGCAGGAGGAGGUGCAAGAUUUAAAAAGCAAACUGAAAAUUACAAGCCAACAGACUGAGCAGUUGAAAGAAGACAUUGCCCUGAAGGAAGUCAAUCUUGUCAAGAAGGAAUUCUUGUUAAGGAAAGUUGAUAAAGAGAAAGAGGAACUUAAGAUUGAUUUGCAAACUUCCCAUACGGAAAUAAGCAACUUACGACAACAAAUUGAAGAAGCAAAGAAGGAAGAAAAGAGCCUCAGACUAGCUAUACAUCAGGCAGAUUCAGAUAUCGUACGUCAGAAAAAAGAUAUUGAUAACGUUAUGAAUGAGCGCGACAUACUCGGUACACAAUUGGUUCGAAGAAAUGAUGAACUGAGUCUGCAAUACAGCAGGAUGAAGGUCUUGAAUAGAACAUUACAAUGUGGCGAGAAGCAAUACAAUCAAAGAUUAGAAGAUAUUCGGUUACUCAAGUUCGAAGUGAAUAGACUUAGAACUGAGAAAAUGUUACUAGCAAAAAAUAUCUUUAACGUUAGCGAUUUGCGCCAAGAAGUUUUUCAUCUAAAUCGUAACCUAACAAAAGAAAUGCUUAAAGUCACUGCACUUGAAGAGGAAAUUCAAACUCCAUUAAAUAUACACAGAUGGCGAAAACUCGAAGGUACAGAUCCUACUACCUUCGAGCUUGUUAAAAAAGUACAAAUUCUACAAGAACGUAUUUUGAAAAUGUCCACUGACAUAAUUCAUAAAGAGAGGAAACUAAACGAUACUGAAAAAUUAUAUAUGAAUCUUCGUGACGUUUUGUCGAAGCAAUCAAAUUCACAGAGAGAGACAAACUUAGAUAAGGUUCAAAACAUCUUACGUAAAAGGGGAGAGAAGAUCAAGUGUCUCAUCGCGGAGCUGAAUAUGUAUGAGUCGCAAGUAGGCGAAUAUAAAGAUGGCAUGACAAUAAUGACCAAUGAGAUGUGCGAGUUGAUGAAAAUAUUUCAUACACAAAAAAGGAAACUCCAAAAAAUUAAAGAAAUGACUUUGAAGUCUACUUACAAAACUAUGCUUCCAGAUAUUUUGGUAGGUACAAAAAAAUUUUAUGGAGGCGGCUUCAAGAUAAAGACAUUUAGUUCAAAAAUUCAUUGUACUACGGAUUCCUCAGCAAGCAAGUAA
Messenger RNA from Atta colombica, 3018 nucleotides. RefSeq names its product cilia- and flagella-associated protein 58-like. The coding region runs from base 1 to 3018 and encodes 1005 amino acids. Lineage: Eukaryota; Metazoa; Arthropoda; Insecta; Hymenoptera; Formicidae. The record is from RefSeq and is a predicted model, not a curated record. The transcript is spliced from 14 exons. Gene Ontology annotation, cellular component: cytoskeleton.